CCCCUGUUUCCUUUCUCGGCAACAACCCGUUCCUUUUACGUCAACCUCGUCAAACCCUCUCUCCUUCCUCCAUAGCUAAGCAAGGCAGAGCAUCUUAAAAAAUAAUGGAAAAGUUGAGUUGUAGUGACGUUGCAGAUGGGGAAAGACAAAGAAGAUGCAGCAUUGCACAACGGAGAAGAGACAGCAGCACGGCGACGCGGCAGCGGUGGAAUGGGGAGUUGGUGAGGCGGCGGCGGUGCAACGAUGUGGCAGCAAGAUAGAGGCGGAACCGCGGAAAUUUCUGGGAAGUUCCCUCCCCCGUUUCUUCUUCCUGCUGCGUCUUCUGUUCAUUCAAGUUGCACUCCUGGAAUUUUUUGAAGUUGCCAGAUCUACCAGAUCUAGCGGAGGACCAGUGGCAGAGGUCAUUGAAGAACCGGCUGAGAAUCGAGUUCGUAGGAGUAAUAGAGAUAGCGGUUACCAAUGGUCCAACUGUGGAGAGUCAUUUGAGCACUCGAAGUGGCGGUCGCCGGAGGCCAUUGUUGACAUUAUUUUUAGUAAUGUUGUUUAUAUAGUGAUUCAACAUUCACGGUAUUGUAACAAUUGUAACACACUUUUCUACAUUUUCAUAGUUCUUAGAAUAUUGUGACAUUGCUUAGUUUGACAAUGUUUAUAAUGACAAUGUCACAUUUUUAAAAAUUAUCAUUGUCAUGACAUUACCAUGACAUUGAGGCUAUCAUUGUCAUGACUUUAUCAUAAUGUUACUUUAUUUUAUAUUUUCAAUAAUGGCAUUUUCAUGAUAAUGUCAUUUUUAUAAUUAUUGAAAUUUC
Cuscuta epithymum is the source of this 806-nucleotide messenger RNA. NCBI's taxonomy places the organism in Eukaryota, Viridiplantae, Streptophyta, Magnoliopsida, Solanales, Convolvulaceae. The record is from the annotation of a GenBank genome assembly.